Molecule: messenger RNA, 1046 nt
Organism: Nothobranchius furzeri (turquoise killifish)
Lineage: Eukaryota; Metazoa; Chordata; Actinopteri; Cyprinodontiformes; Nothobranchiidae
Source: RefSeq, a predicted model, not a curated record
CAGAGGUCAGAUUCUCUCCACCAUGAAACCCGUCGCUUCAGCAGCAUCCCAGGAGCUUCUGCCUCAGAACCAAAGGCUGAGGAAGCCUCUGGUGGAGAAGUUACGCAGAGAGAGAAUCAACAGCAGCAUCGAGCAACUCAAGUCUCUCCUGGGUCCAGAGUUCCUCAAACAGCAGCCAGACUCCAAGCUGGAGAAAGCAGACAUCCUGGAGAUGACCGUCUGUGUCCUGACACGACUGCAGCAGCAGAACCAGAAGCAGCAUCAAGCAGCUGCUGAUCAGGGCUACUCCAUAUGUAUCCAGGAGGUGGUGCACUUCCUGUCCAGAGACCAGGAGAAGACACAGUCCCAGAGAAGACUGCUGAACCACUUCAACAAGCUGCAGCGCCUGAGAGAUGCUGACCUGUGUCCUCUGAGCUCCACGGUCCAGACCAGCACCAGUAAAGACAAGAGUCCAGCCAGCAGCGCCCCCUGGAGGCCGUGGUAGACUCCUGCAUUCUGGAGUCUGAACUAUUAGAACCAUAUUGGUUUGAAGUUUUUAUAGAAUAAUCAUGUAUUUUAUGAUGGACUCUAAUAAAGGAAUAUAUAGUUUAAAGUUAGCACAAAGUUCUGUUGGACUGAUAAUUUAUCUCUUUCUGAAAGAAAAGAAUGCCUCGCUUUAACAGAAGUUGUGUUCUAUGAAUACCGUGUGGUUCUUUAUUUCAUUAGUUUCUCAUUGCAAGAAUGAGAACGUUUAAUUACUUUUUGGGUGAUUUUGAACUGCAUGCUUUAUUUUGCAUUUGCAAUUGUUGAAUGUAGUUGAGACAUAAAAAAAUGUUCGGAUGUUGUGAAAAAAGUAUUGUAUAUGGGUACCUAGUAAAGUUUAUUAAUUUAUCUUUUACAAAGAUGCAAAAUAUUUAAAUUUAAUCUGUUUCAGUAAACUCUGUUUAAAAACAGUGUUUGCCAGGGAUGUGUCAUCACUAAAGCCUCAAUAAAUACUGAAACCAUGUAUGAUGAGUUUAUUCCUUAUGAAAACCAAGUUACAUCAAAUAAAAAGUUACAAAUUUUGA